Molecule: messenger RNA, 525 nt
Organism: Gordionus sp. m RMFG-2023
Lineage: Eukaryota; Metazoa; Nematomorpha; Gordioida; Chordodea; Parachordodidae
Exons: 5
Coding region: 1-525 (174 amino acids)
Source: RefSeq, a predicted model, not a curated record
AUGGCCAAUUCAUCUCUCAAAGCUCUUUGGAAAAAUCUAAGAGAUUUUUUCAUGAGAGAAAGACUAAAAAUGACCAAACUUAUGAGUGGGUCACAGGCAGACCAUCAUAUUUCAUGGCCAUACUACCAGGAUAUGCUAUUCCUGGUAGAAACUGUAACACCAAGGUUACAGUUAUCCUCUUUAGAUAUGGGGGAAGGAUUUAUUCCAAAAGAUGUAAAUAAUAUCUUUAAUGAAAUUAUUGGGGAGACAAAUGAAUUUGAUUGUAUUGAUAGUGAUCUUAUAAUAGAUAUUAUUAUUCCUAAAGGACCUCCAUUACAGCUUAGUAAUGAGUGUGAAUCUAUUUUUUCUGACUCUAUUAUUUCAUAUUGUAAAUAUCCUAAGAGGAAUAAUGAAAUAGAUGAAAUAAAAACUUUACUAAAAUUAGAACAUGAAAAAACGAUAUUGGAAUUAGAGAUGACUAAAAAUAGAUAUAAUGAGAGAGAAAUUAGACAGAUGCAGUAUUCAAGAGAAGAAAGAUCUUUCUGA